Molecule: messenger RNA, 1276 nt
Organism: Oryctolagus cuniculus (rabbit)
Lineage: Eukaryota; Metazoa; Chordata; Mammalia; Lagomorpha; Leporidae
Biological process (GO): regulation of transcription by RNA polymerase II
Molecular function (GO): DNA-binding transcription factor activity, RNA polymerase II-specific; RNA polymerase II transcription regulatory region sequence-specific DNA binding
Source: RefSeq, a predicted model, not a curated record
AACCCAGCCUAGGCGCCAAGAGAAGAUAUUUGCAGACUGCCACUCACAGCUCUAGCCUUGCCCGGGUGAUCACGGGAGACUCCAGCUCAGAGUCUGAAGACGCACACAGCUCCACCACAGCGCCCAGGAUAUGGAGACCCCGGCCCGGCGCAGCAGGCGCUCUGUCACCACCUGGCCAGGCCUGGGAUUCGAUGAGAAUCAGGAAGGACUGCGUAGUCAGCGCCUGGAAGGUGUGAGGCCUACAGCCAUCUCGCUCCCUGUAGAGGAAGGAGACAAGGAAGGGUGUUUGCUGUUCCAGCGGAAGCAGGGAGCAGAUGUAGGAGAGGAAGGAGAAAAAGAAGAAACGCGAGGAGGAGGCGGAGAAGGAGGCCAGGAUGGCGCAAGCAUUAUGGGUCCCGCGGAUGAAGAACAAGGUCUGGUUGGUGACAGUGUUCCCGGCCUUGUGGCCUCUAACAACCACGAGGGCGGAAGCACCCGAGUCGUUGGCCAGGAGCUUGGGCGGCAACAGGAGGAGCUGAUCGGAGGGGGAGUCAACAGCCGCCAAGCUGGGAGCAGGCAGGAGCAGCAGGCCAGGCGUUCCACGUUCACCUCAUUACAGCUCCAGGAGUUGGAAACAAUUUUCCAGCGUCAUCAAUACCUCAACGGGUUAGCACGAUUCGAGCUUGCAAGACGCAUGGAUGUAACUGAAGCCAAAGUGCAGGUUUGGUUUAAGAACAGGAGAGCCAGGUGGAGAAGAUACCAGAGAACUCUAAGGGCCAGAAAUACACCCCCUAUUGUCCAGCACUACCCUGUCACCAUAAUCUGGGGUGGAACCUAUUAUGCCAUGUUUGCUUGGGACCCAAAUUUGGUGCCAUUCCUUCCGGGAGCACUGCCAUUCUUGCUGCCCCUGCCACCUAUACGACCCCUGUUGCUGUGGCCGCCCAUGCCCACGCCUGUGCACUUGAUGAUGCCCAUCCCAUGGCCUAUGCAGCCGCCCAUGCCACCGCCGUAUCCUCCCCUAUUCUUGCCUCCUCUGCCCUUCUAUUUCAUGCCCCUGUCUCCCUAUGGCCCGGCCCCCUGUGGCCUGAUCUGGAUCCUUAUUGUGAGCCAUUCUUUUUGAGACCCCUUUUUAUAAGGAAUACUUUCUGAAACUAUUUUUUCCAAAAUGUUUUAGGGCAAGAUAAAAUUUUGUGUGGCACACCAUCGUGAGCGGUUCAUCACAUGCCUAUUAAAUGUUUACUUGAAAGUACGAUGUCAUGGACCCACUUUCUGACACGGUUUUGUAUUUUCAAUAAAG